Molecule: messenger RNA, 3965 nt
Organism: Vespa mandarinia (Asian giant hornet)
Lineage: Eukaryota; Metazoa; Arthropoda; Insecta; Hymenoptera; Vespidae
Gene: slmb
Product: beta-transducin repeat containing E3 ubiquitin protein ligase slmb
Molecular function (GO): protein dimerization activity
Source: RefSeq, a predicted model, not a curated record
GCGUGUAAAACGUGAUCUCAACAUGGAAACGGAUAAGAUCAUCGACGACGAAAAUACAAAUCUUCAGGUGCGCAGUGUAUCACUAUUUUUCACCCGAAACCCACCGCCAUCUUAUGUUUCCUUGUGACGAAAGGAGCUGAUUUCCAAUGACGAUUCUCUAUGAUCCCACUCGUAAGAAAGAACCUUCUAUGGGUGUAUCGCCACAGUAUGGGCAAGAAAGAGAAAUUUGUAUGAAAUUAUUUGAGAAGUGGAGUGAACCAGAACAAGUUCACUUUGUUGAACAAUUAUUAGCACGUAUGUGUCAUUAUCAACAUGGACACAUCAAUGCGUAUCUGAAGCCAAUGCUUCAAAGAGAUUUUAUUUCUCUUUUACCAAAAAAAGGAUUAGAUCAUGUGGCAGAGAGUAUUCUUUCAUAUUUGGACGCCGAAUCAUUGACAGCUGCAGAAUUAGUUUGCAAAGAAUGGUAUAGAGUUAUCAGCGAAGGAAUGCUUUGGAAGAAAUUAAUUGAACGUAAAGUCAGGACGGAUUCGGUUUGGAGAGGCCUAGCAGAAAGGAGAGGAUGGAUACAAUAUCUGUUUAAACCUCGACCAGGAGAGAGUCAUCCGAAUCAUAACUUUUACAGAAAUCUUUAUCCCAAGAUUGUUAAAGAUAUUGAUAGUAUAGAUAAUAAUUGGAGAAUGGGUAGAUUUAACCUUCAAAGAAUAAACUGCAGAAGUGAAAAUUCAAAGGGUGUUUAUUGUCUACAAUAUGAUGACCAAAAAAUAGUCUCUGGAUUAAGAGAUAAUACGAUUAAAAUUUGGGACAGAAAUACAUUACAAUGCAUUAAGGUGUUGACUGGUCAUACAGGUUCUGUCCUAUGUUUACAAUAUGAUGACAAAGCCAUAAUAUCAGGCUCUUCGGAUAGUACAGUAAGAGUAUGGGAUGCGACAACAGGUGAGAUGGUUAGUACGUUGAUACAUCAUUGCGAAGCUGUAUUACAUCUCAGAUUUAAUAAUGGUAUGAUGGUCACUUGCUCGAAGGAUCGUUCAAUAGCAGUUUGGGAUAUGACAUCACAGAAGGAAAUUGCAUUGAGAAGAGUACUUGUGGGUCAUAGAGCAGCAGUGAAUGUAGUUGAUUUUGAUGAAAAAUAUAUCGUUUCUGCUAGUGGUGAUAGGACUAUUAAAGUAUGGAAUACGUCCACCUGCGAGUUUGUACGAACGUUAAAUGGACAUAAACGGGGUAUAGCGUGUUUGCAAUAUAGGGAUCGCUUAGUCGUGAGUGGCAGCAGUGACAACACUAUUAGACUGUGGGACAUUGAAUGUGGAGCAUGUUUACGUGUUUUAGAAGGUCAUGAAGAACUGGUCAGAUGUAUACGAUUUGACAGUAAACAUAUUGUUAGUGGAGCAUAUGAUGGAAAAAUUAAAGUAUGGGAUUUGGUAGCUGCAUUAGAUCCGCGUGCACUUGCAAACACUUUAUGUCUGCGUACAUUAGUGGAACAUACUGGGCGUGUAUUUCGUCUUCAAUUCGACGAAUUCCAAAUAGUAUCAUCAUCACAUGAUGACACGAUACUAAUUUGGGAUUUCCUUAAUUUUAAUCCAUCAAAUGGAUCUGUAUCUAGCGGUCCAGCACCAAUCAAUGCUUUAGCUGCCAAUCAAUCUGGUACCAGAUCUCCUUCUCCAUUUGAGUGACUCAUCAACAGGAAGAUUCCUUUAUUGUGAUAUAAUUACAAGUGGUUAGUGAGUGAAUUGAUUGUGUUCACGAUAGUGUACACAAACAUGAAGAAUAAGUGUCCAGUGUGAACAGCGCCUAAACAGACAUAAACAUCCUAAAACUCUUAAUCAUGGACUUUGGUUUGUUAUUUGCAGUGAAACGCGAAAGAAAUUCCCUUGAGAUAGGAGAUAUGUACUGACUUAUAUAAAAAUAUUAAUUAAUUUAUAUGCGCUUGAGGCACACACACUGCGUUUAGUAAUGAACAGUAUAUUAAAACCAUAUAAAUACAUCCCAUGGAUUUGCCGUCUGCUAUGGCCAUAUCUGGAUUUCUUCUACGCUCUAUGAUACGAUAGAAGUUGACCAUUUUACUACUAUGAAAAAGACUUGAAACACGCAACAAAAUGAAAACGUUUUAGGGAGGCUGGAUACACUUAAUAAGAUAUUAGAUGUAUUAUAGUAAAUUAAUGAUUUUUUUAUAUAAUUAAUUUAUGCUAAGAAAAUUGUAAACUGUUGUCUGAUCGGGAUACUUAUUUUGUGUGAAUGUGAAAAUGCAACUUCAUAAAACAAUUAUGACAAUUAUCAUGUUUCAUCACUUUCAAAGGUAGCUAAGGUGGAUCGCUAUAUCAUGUUAAGUAGCAUUGAUAUAAAAUCAAGAAUUAAAUGUAUAGAGAGAUUAUUCUUUUUUUCUUUUUUUCUGUUUUUUCUUCUUUUUUUUUGUAGAUACUAUUAUUUAGCAAUAUUCAUUUUACGUCAAAAUGGGUAAAAGUCAACUAUUUCCGCGUUGCCACAUGGCAAAAUGUUAUUUGCAUUUAAAAUAUUACGUUCGAUAUAUACACAGAGAGAUGUAAAUAUUCAUGCAGACAAUGUAGUAUCUCUAAAACAAUUGUAGUUGCUAUAAAAAGUUACUGUAACUUGAUUAUUGAUCUCGGAUAGAGCAUAAUUUUUAUGUUGUGUGUUUAAUGUGUACUAAUGAUAUUUCUUUGGAUUAAACAUUGAGGUUAUUUUAUCAAUUUAAAAAUUUCUCUAAAGCAGUAUCGCUCUUAAAUGAAAUUUUAUGUUUAUGUCCAAUGUCGAAUAGAUGAUUUUUGUUAUAAUGAUCAAUAGAAAUACAAUAUUGCGUAUAGACAUUUACAUAUGAUCUUAUUAAGCCAUAAAAAGAAAAUUAUUUGUUUUCCAGGUUGUCAUAAAAUGUAAUAAUGUAUUUUAGUAUGUAAUUCCACACAGCAGAGAUGAGAUAUUUUGAUCCUGUUGUAAUUUUUAUAAUGUUCCAAAAAAAUAACCGAAGCUUAUUAUACGUAUGUAAUUUCUGAUAUUAACUCAAUACAUGAUUUUGGAUUUUGCAUCGUAUAUUACAAGUGUGUGUGUGUGUGUGUGUGUGUGUGCGCGCGUAUGUAUGUGUAUAUAUAUAAACACGCGCGCACACAAACAUACACACACACUCAUCAAGUAUUAAUGAAAAAUAUUAAACGGAUACAUACGAUAUUUUCGCGAAUAAUAGCUCUUACCGUGCAAAAGUAACAGCAUGUAGCCAAAUUGGGUACAAAAAAUUGUGAUGUUAAAGCUAGGAAUGAUAAUAUGAGAAACUUUCUAUAUAUAACCGUAAGUAUAUACGGGGAUAUGUAUAUACGGGGGUAACAGUGUAAAAUUAUACUUUUAUAAGUAUUUAAUGCAUUCAAAAUUUUUGUGAAAUGUAAAUUGUAGAGAUAUUAUAGAACGAAAUUCUUAUAAAUUAUUAACAUAUUCUUCGUGUGCACAUACCCAAUUAUAUUACAGUUUUGCUGUCUAUGAAUGCACAUAUGUAGAUUUUAUGAAAAACCAUAAACUACGUUUUCCUGCUAAGUGGUACAAGUGUAUCUUUUACUUAGAUUGGGGUCUUAAACCAUUCAAUGAAUAAAGUCAUUAUUAUUAACUAAGAAUAUAAAGUCCUUUAAUAAAUUGUUUUCAGAUGAAACUUAUUAAGCAAUAUUAUUAAGGAUACUUCAUAUAGAGCCAAAUAUUUCUUAGACAAUAUAUAAGGCAUUGUAGUAGUAAUAUAAGGCAUUACAUUUUUUUUUAUUUACUCUUUAAAAUCAUUGCACUUAGUAAUAUGGCUUGAUCAUAACUUACAUAUUUAUAGGCAAUGGAGGUAAAGAUGUUGAAGUAUCUAUAAGAAAAAACAUUGUGAUGCUUACUAUUAAUAUUAACAUGAAAUUUCAUGUAUGCAGAUUUAAUUAAGUGAAAAUGAAAUGAAGGCUGUGCAAAAGCUAUAUUCAAAAUAUAAUACCUACACAACUGGA